Messenger RNA from Xenia sp. Carnegie-2017, 1970 nucleotides. Its product is annotated as dihydropyrimidinase-like. The transcript has 18 exons. Gene Ontology annotation, cellular component: cytosol; cytoplasm. Gene Ontology annotation, molecular function: dihydropyrimidinase activity. The coding region runs from base 91 to 1788 and encodes 565 amino acids. The record is from RefSeq and is a predicted model, not a curated record. Gene Ontology annotation, biological process: pyrimidine nucleobase catabolic process. Lineage: Eukaryota; Metazoa; Cnidaria; Anthozoa; Malacalcyonacea; Xeniidae.
UAACACGUGGAUUUUUGAACAUUUUACCAGUCGCCAUGAACCACUCCUAGAAAGAUUAUUGAUUUCACUUUUUAUACUUAAAACUCCGUGAUGAUGGUGCACAAACGCGUGUUUAUUAAAGGUGGAACAGUUGUUAACCAUGAUUGUAUGUUUGAUGCUGAUGUCUUCAUUGAAGAUGGUAUCAUAAAAGAUGUUGGUGAAUCACUUGUGGUGCCUGGUGGAGCAAAGGUUAUUGAUGCUCAUAAGAAAUAUGUUAUGCCUGGUGGCAUUGAUACACAUACACACAUGCAGUUGCCUUUUAUGGGAACUGUUGCUGUGGAUGAUUUUUAUUAUGGUACUCGUGCAGCUCUCAUUGGAGGAACAACUAUGAUAAUUGAUUUUGUGAUUCCCAUGAAAGGGGAAUCAUUACUUGCUGCUUAUGAUAAAUGGAGAAAGUGGGCAGAUGAAAAAGUUGUGUGUGAUUACUCAUUCCAUGUAGCAGUUACAUGGUGGGAUGAAAGUGUUGGCAAAGAGAUGGAAGUGCUUUGCAAAGAACGAGGAGUGAACUCGUUCAAGACAUUUAUGGCUUAUAAAGAUGUAAUGAUGACAACAGAUGAGGAAAUGUAUCACAUUUAUUCAAAAUGUAAAGACUUAGGUGCUUUAGCAAUGGUUCAUGCUGAAAAUGGUGAUUUGAUCCAUGAGGGUUCAAAGAAGAUGAUUUCUUUGGGAAUCACUGGACCAGAAGGUCAUGAAAUGUGCCGUCCAGAAUGGGUUGAAGCUGAAGCAACUCUUAGAGCAAUUACUAUUGCCAGUCAGGUCAAUUGUCCAAUAUAUAUUGUUCAUGUAAUGAGCAAAAGCAGUGCCAAUGUUAUAGCAGAUGCUCGUAGACGUGGUUGUGUUGUCUUUGGUGAACCAAUAGCUGCAGGACUCGGUGCUAAUGGUACAAACUAUUGGCAUAAAUGUUGGCGACAUGCAGCUGCACAUGUUAUGGGUCCACCAUUACGUCCCGAUUUAUCAACACCUGAUCAUUUAAUGGAUCUUCUAGCCAAUGGUGAUCUUCAGUGUACUGGAACAGACAACUGCACAUUUAGCACAAAUCAAAAAGCUCUUGGUAAAGACGACUUUCGUAAAAUACCAAAUGGAGUAAAUGGUGUGGAGGAUAGAAUGUCGGUAAUAUGGGAGAAAGGAGUGCAUGCUGGUAAAAUGGAUCCAUGUAGAUUUGUUGCAGUAACAAGCACAGAAGCAGCAAAAAUCUAUAACAUUUAUCCCAGAAAGGGUCGCAUAGCGAAGGGUUCAGAUGGUGAUGUGAUUGUGUGGGAUCCUCAUGAGAGUCGUGUUAUAUCAGCUAAGACUCAUCAUCAGAUGGUAGAUUUCAAUAUCUUCGAGGGCCUCGAGUGUCAUGGUGUAUGUAAAGUUACAAUCUCACGGGGUGAAGUUUUAUAUGAAAAUGGAGAGUUAAACGUCGUAAGAGGUAAUGGCAAGUUCAUCCCCAAUCCAGUAUUUUCAAAUUACGUUUACAAAACUGUACAACAAAGAGAUAAGGUUUGGGUUCCCAAGAAGGUAGAACGUGAACCUUAUACGGGCGAAGUGAUUCAGAUUAAACUGGAUGAUAUACCUCAAACUACCAUCUCACCAGAACAAUACUCAAAGAAAGCAAGAAAGGAGAAAGUUCAACGUUCAGGACACAGAGAUCUACAUUCAUCUGGUUUCUCAUUGGCUGGUGAGCAAGUUGAUGAUGAUCAGCCUUUCCGACCUUCAUCUCGAAUACACAAACCUCCGGGUGGCGGAUCUUCUUUUUCUCUUCGUUAAACCAUGUUUAUAACAGUUGACAAAACUUAUUAAUCAAAUUUAUUCAUCAAUUUUGAACAACAAGUUUUCUCAACUUUUAUAAACUUAUCAAAUGCCAACCUAUUGACUCUUCACAAUCUUUUUUUGUAAUUCAAUAAUUUUGUACUCAAUUAUUCAAAGAUAUAAAAAAAAUUAACGAAGUA